UGACCCUGGACUCAGAAAGAGUGAUGGGGCGUAAGCUGGACCUGUCUGGUCUGACCAAUGAUGAAGCGGAGCACGUAAUCCAAGUCGUACAGAGAGACAUGAAACUGCGUAAGAAGGAAGAGAAGAGACUCAGUGAAAUGAAGCAGGAAUUGGAAGAGGAGGGCAGUCGCUGUUUGCUUCUGUCUAAGCAGCACAAGUUCAACGAGCACUGCUGCAUCCGCUGCUGUUCUCCGUUCACCUUCCUCCUGAACCCCAGACGCCCAUGUCUGGACUGCCACUACAACGUCUGCAAAUCCUGCCGCACCUACAGCCAGAGUGAGAGAGGCUACAUCUGCGCCGCCUGCCAAAAGAGCAGGCUCUUGAAAACCCAGUCUCUGGAAUGGUACUACAAUAAUGUGAAGAGUCGCUUUAAGAGAUUUGGCAGUGCCAAAGUGCUGAAGACGCUUUACAGGAAACACAUCAUCGAAAGAGGUGCAUUAUCAGAGUUACCAGAGGUCAGUGCUCAUGAAGGCAGUGUUGAAAAUGGCAGUGUUUGUGACGGCAGUGACUCCACGCUCUACAGGCAGAGUGAAGGUCACAGCAUGGCAGAGACGCUCACCGUCGCUCUACGUGUUGCAGAGGAGGCGAUAGAGGAAGCCAUCACUAAAGCUGAGAGCUACAGAGACAGCCUGGAGAAACAGAAUGAGGCUCGUUAUUUGCGGGACCAUAAAGAAGAGCUCAUAGAGGAACUCACCACUACCAUUGUUCAAAAAAUCAUUCAACGGGGGAAGCAGUCUGAGAUUCAGGCUGAGUAUGAGUUUGUAUGGCCUCAGAUUCACAGUAGCGAUCUUCCGUCCCCUACCUCAACACAAAACACACAAGCAACACAAUAUUCACAUACCUCCUCUCAGCAUGGAGCAGUAGCCCAGCCCGACAUCACCAGCUCCUAUUUGCUGUGGAGGUCAAGAUCAGUGCUCUCUUUGACGAGUGAUGAUUCACCAGAGAAGGGUCCUGGGGUAGAAACAGACAUCCAAAACUACUCUUCACUCAGGAGAGAGUCCAGAGCGUCAUCACUUCCGGGCUGGAAGAGUGUUGACCGCUUGGAAAACUCCAGUGCGUCCUCAGUGCUGCAGUCCCCGGAUGGUAACUGGAUCGCCCUGCAGAGCUUCCAGCAUUCCCGGCCCAGUCUACUAACCAAGCGCAAGAGCCUCGUCUUCAGUGUGCUUGAGAAGGAAUCAGGCGUUGUUUCUGCAUAUAACGAGAUGGGCUCCAACUCGGACCCCGAAGACCAGGGAGGUUGGGGAGCUGCCCUGUUACAAUUUCGCAGGCGUCUUUCUGAUGAAACAUACUACACUGACUCUCAACACGACCCUGAAUGGACUUACGCCCAACACCCGCCUGUGACCCUGUCACCCUCCUCGGGUCAGUACACCAACACUGAGACUCUCAACUCAGAUUCGGAGACGUCUACCGCUCCAUCGACCCGAGCACGCAGGCCUGCCCAUGUUACAUCCCUGAGGAAAAAAGGGCCACCAGAACCACACCUGUAUCCACCCUACAGAAACCCACCAAGCAGUGCUGCUUCAACCCUGCUGAGACAAGAGGUGCUGGAUGUGAACUUUAACCCCCGUUUGGCAGGGGACAGUAGUGAUGGGGAGGAGCGGAGCGAGCAGGUGAAAAGGUCACGGAGGCGGCGAAAGAGCAAGCGUGAGACAACGGAGCACAGCCGAGCACAGAAUGCACUGUACAGCGCUGCAACAGCAGAGAACAGUGCUCUCCUCCUCAACACCAUGAUGGUGCGCCGACAGCAGAGCCAGGAGACUCCAGCCCCCCUCAGUUACCAGACUCCAGACUCUGUGACCCCUCCUGAGCUUCUGGUCUCUGAAGCCAUGACCCCUGAACCUGACUAUCAAAACACAGUGGCUCACAACUCCAGUGCCACCAGCCCCCCAAUGCUGAGCCAACCAGGGGCCAGUAAACAAGGGUUCAACAUCCAGGGACCAUUGCUGAGAGGCCCUUCUGUAAAUGAAACCCUGGAACAGGAACUGAGAUCCAAACUCUGUGAGCUGGUUGGCCAAGUCAACGAGAGGGAUGUGACAACACCAGAUUUUGAGGCAAUCAGAGAAGCCGGCGACGAAAGUGAGAAAUUGAGACCAAAGGAGAGGCUCGAAAGUAAACGAGACAAGCAGACUGAUAGAGAGAUCGAGAAGCUGCGUGAACAGUGGCUGGAAAGACAAGCUGUUGAAGAGAUGGAUACAAGUGAUGCUAUAAGACAGAUAAAUAUCGACAGAGAGAUGAAGAGGGAAAGGGAACGAAAGAAAGAAAUAGAGAGGCAAGUAGAGAGGGAGCGAGAGAGGCAAAGAGAACCGGAGAAGCAAAUUAAGAGAGACCGAGAAAGGCUACGAGAAAUCGAGACACAAGUUGAGAGGAAACAGGAAAGACAAAGAGAAAUGGAGAAACAACUGGAAAAAGAGCAAGAGAGACAAUCUGGGAUCGAGAGAGAAAUUGAGAAGCAAAGGAAAAGCAUACGCAUGGGAAGACAGGUGCAAAAAGAACCUGAAGUGAGAGCAAAAUCCAAUGAAGGAGAGAAACAGGAAGUUGUCAGUGGAACAGAGGAAAUAUCCGGUGAAGUAAUAGAGCGUAACAAGAAUUUACAGGAGGACAAUAAUGAAACAGACAAGUCCAUUGAGGAAAAAGUGAGGAGGGUAUCACCACAGAGAAGCAAAUCAGAAACAGUAUUCGAAGAACACAGAAAACCUGAGGUGAAGAGACCUGGAUCUAUGAGCACAUUUUCAGACAGCACCCCCUGUAGUCUGGAGGAGCCAGCAUCUCCAUCUGAGGUGGGUCUGAGUGAUCAUGCUCUACAGCAGAAGCUUGUGUUACUCUCAUCUCUCUUACAGCAGAAGUACUCCGCUGCAUCUUUAUGCUGCAUUACCACAGAGGUUCUGAAGGUUUUAAAUGCCACUGAGGAAUUGCUCGGAGAGGCUGAAGUUCAUGACCCUUCUCCAGCUAGCACGCCACUGUCAUCUGGACCAGGAAACAGGAAGUUGGACCAGCACCUCACCAAGAUGGAGGAAAAUGUGUAUUUAGCUGCUGGUGCUGUUUACAGCCUUGAGGGGGCGCUGAGUGACUUAGAAGAAUGUGCUCGCAGCAUCAGCAGCUCCACCACAGAAACUGAACUGGCUUUCUUGGAAGACCAGGUGGCCACUGCUGCUGCUCAGGUGCAGCAGUCUGAGCUCCAGAUCUCAGAUAUUGAGGCAAGAAUAUCAGCUCUCAAGUCAGCUGGUCUGAAUGUAUCUACAUGCACACGGUUUUCCAAAUGCAAGUCUAAACCUAUGCCCCAGACGCUGGACUCUUCGCGCCAUCAGAGGAGAAAGUUGCCUGCUCCUCCUCUCAGAAGUCUAUCAUCAGAAAAGGAAGUCAAACCCGAGCCACAGGUGAGAUCAAUGAAGCCAUUACAACAGGAAAUGUGACCCCCAGUGUUUCUCAAAUAUGGCUCCAUAUCACUUCAGUAUUUGACUGCUAGGACCAUCAGGCUGUUCCACACUAGUGCCUUGAUCCAACUUCUGGUCCUCCAAUGCGAUCAGCACUAACUCUACUUGUCAACCCCAAGCCUGAUCACGACCCAUGUAGGUUUGGCCUCACAUCUGACCCCUUGAACUCUACCAAAACCUGGAGCUCUACACCUCUGUGCUUCAGAAACUGGGGGACUUCCCUCUCUGCCUUAAUGGAGACCACACUCCUCCAACGAACCACCAUAGAGGGUUGUAAUUAUAGAGUUAUACACAUGUAAUUACUGGAUGUGUAACAGAGAUGGACAAUGGCAAACGUUAACAAGCUGGGACUUCACCUCUUAAUCUUUUUCUAAUUGUUUGCUGAGUGUUGUACAUGUUUGAAUUCUGUAUGUUGGCAAUGUGACUGGAAAAAAAACAUGGGAUGACUAUGUGACCUGCAAAAGAGGCUGGACCACAUUUGGUUAUAGUUUUAAAUGUUUAAAAUGUCUAUGUGAAAGUAAACAAAAUACCUGCAGGACCUGUUUGAUGUAAAUUCAUCAGUUUUGUCUCAUAUCUGGCGCAAAUAACUCAGGUUUCUUUUUCCGAUCAUCUUGUUUUGAGUUGUUUCUUUAAGGCGCUGUUGUCAAUGAAACUAUUCAAAACAACUGUGAAAAUUCAUAAUUUUGCAAAUCACUUUUUGAGGAAAAGUGUCUACUACUAUUGCAAGAUACUCGACCGCCUUGCCAUAUAAUGAGUUUGUGUGUGUAUAAGUGUGUGCACACAUGUAAAUGUGUGUGCAGAAUAAUAAACACUCUGUGUAUUCACACUUGUGUACAAAUCAACCCAGGCUAGCCGGUGACCUCUUGAGUGUGAAUAUCAAAUCAAUGCCAACUCAAUAAGAAGCACUUUUGUAAUUUGUCCUAAAGCAUUGUGGACUUUGUCAACUCUGAAAUGCCCUGAAGUUACAUGGUGUUCUCAGAGCUUUGCAUUUGUGUUCAAAUUCAGCUACAAACAAAGAUAUGUAUACAUUUUUGGACAUGCCAAACUAGUAAUAUUUCAGUAGUGCAAAUUGCUUCGUAAUUGAUAAUAAUCUAUAGGAAUAGUAACUAUAACAAUUAGCAAAAUACUAAAAUAGCAUGUGUUACUCUUUUUUUCCCAUUUGAGGAAAAAUAUACCUGAUAUUAUACCUCAGUGUGCUGAAAUUGUAAAGCUAAAGUAGGUCAUAUUGUCUUACAAAGUGACUAAGAUGACUCUAGGCUACUUGUAUAUCCAAGCACAUUAUGCAGACUGUCAGGCCUUCUAAAUAAUGGAAAUCACAAAAUCAUAAAAGAAAGUUGAUUUUCUGUUGUCGUUUGAUCUUCAGUUUGUAACCUAAAUAUAAGUAUUGUGUUCUGUAACAGAGCAAACGUUACCUUGAGGUAUUCCACAGAAGCAUUUACUUUUCCCCCCAUUGGAGACCCCGUGUUUAUUUUGUUUUGUUGAGGCAGUUGAGAAUAACCUAAUCAUAUUUAAAAUAAUAUUUGCACCGUCCUCCUACUUUGCCUUCACCAUUCGACUCCCCACAGAGGAGCUGUUCUUUCCUCUGUGUCUCAAACGGGUCCUGCUCCUUGUUGUUGUCUAUGGCAAUGUUGGUGUAUAAUAGCAUGUAUCGCAUUUCUAAUAGAUGUAAAAAGUCCCAUGAAAAGCACAGUCAAGAAAUUGAAUAUGUCCUACAGUGUCAUGUAUUUUUCUAUUUUAAAAAUUAUGAAAAUAAAAUACAAAAAGAGAAGAGGCAGUUAUGAAGUAUCGUAGGCUCUAUUGUGUUUUGGGUUUGUUUAUAGACUGAAAGGACAUAAGCCUUGUGGAUUUUAACCAUAAAGUAUUAACUGGAUGAAAAGGAAACUAUUCUGAAAAGAAAAAGCCAAUGAAUUCUCAUGUGCCAAAUUUGUUCUUUCAGAAACAGUGUUCAACUAUACGUGAAUAAA
Molecule: messenger RNA, 5437 nt
Organism: Myxocyprinus asiaticus (Chinese sucker)
Lineage: Eukaryota; Metazoa; Chordata; Actinopteri; Cypriniformes; Catostomidae
Product: rab effector MyRIP-like
Exons: 16
Coding region: 24-3452 (1142 amino acids)
Biological process (GO): intracellular protein transport
Cellular component (GO): cortical actin cytoskeleton
Molecular function (GO): small GTPase binding; myosin binding; actin binding
Source: RefSeq, a predicted model, not a curated record